AUGAGAGAAAGUCUUAUCGUUGACUGCAUACUGUGUAACGGUAUUUCUAAUUUCAUUUUAAUCGAAUAUUAUUGAUUAAUUUUUUUUAGUGACUACUAAAGAAAGUUUUGUACUAUAUUCUGAAGAUGUUUCGAACGAAAAAGGAUGUUGACCGACACGUAAAAGACAUUUUUAUCAAACUCAAAAGCUCAGAGGAGAAAAAGCUUCGAUGUUACAAUAUUGCAAAAUUAUAUUACCAAGUUGGAGACCAUGAAUCUGCAAAAAAAUAUGUUUCAAAUUAUUUGGAAAUAAGAGAUAAAUCUGCAGGGGCUCAUAAAUUAUUAGGUCAAGCUCUUGAAGCUUUGGGACAAAAAGAAGCAGCAUUUAUGCAAUAUAGAAUAUCACUUGAAUUAGAACCAAAGCAAGAUGAUCUUCUUUUAAAGGUAUGUGAGCUAUUGCCUGACAUGGAUGUUAGUAUAGACAUGAAUGAAAUUCAAUACUGGGUAGAGAGAGCUGAUAAGAAAUUUCCACAUCAUCAAAUAGUUUUUGAGUUAAAGGAAAAAUUAUUAACAUUGGAAAAACCAAAUGCUGAAUUAUCGGUAAGACAAACAGAUGUGCAUCUACAAGUGAAGUUGCUCAAACAUUAUAUAGGAAAUCAUAGACUUGAAGAUGCAUAUAAUAAAGCAGCUGAAAUUGAGGCAACACAUUGUCACAGAAAUAAUAUUGUUUGGUAUCAAUCAAUAAGUGAAUUACUUGUGAAAUGUAAAGAGAAUAAACAGUCAGAUUGGACAUUUUGGAUAUUUUAUAUUUCCGUGUUAGAAAGAUAUGCGGCACUUUGCCUUAAAGAACAGGGUAAUGUUAUUAGAAAAAGUAUAACCGAUAUUACACAAGCAGUAUUUAAUUUUGAUCAAAGUUUAUUUGAAUUUAAAUCAAAAAACUUCUCUACUCAUCCUGCUUUCAUUGAACACAUGUUACUACAUAUGUGGGGUCAAUUACAUUUUCAUUUAGCAUAUUUAAUUUUACGGAAAACUAAAGUUGUUGAAGAUAGUUGGUCUGAAGCAGGUAGAUUGUGUGGAUCUCUUUUGUUAACUGCAUUACAUGUAGCACCUAUAGAUCCUACUGCAGUAUGGACUAUGCAUUUGAAAGAUAGAUUUAAGAAUCAAGUACAUGUUUGGUAUAGAGAAGGAGCAUACAGAUAUAGCCAAGCUGGUCAUGUACUUCGAGAUUAUGCUCGUGAUAAUACUAAGAAAUUAUUAGAUAAAAUUGAUAAAUUUUGUACAAGUUCAUGGAGAGAACGAGUGUACCAAAGAAUCUUUGUUGGUCGAUUGUAUCAGAAUCGUAAAACAUCAUCAUAUUUCGUGAACUCUUCAAUUUCAAAUCCACCAUUACGUUUAUGCUCAUUUAAUGAACUGAAACGAUUUGAUGAAAUAUCAGAAGAAGUAUGGCCAGAUUCAUUACAUCAUCAAGUUUGGCUUGGUUUAAGAGCACGACCUCAUGGCUCACCAAAUAAAGAUAAUGGGCCCCAUCCAAAUCAAACAUCGCAUGUUUUUUGUGAACUACAAUUUUCUGUUUAUAAUUUACAUCAAGCAGCUCCUGAAAGUUUAAGUCGUCUCGAUAUCGAUGCAUUUUUGAAUGCUGCUAUCUGCACUUCUUCGGUAAUUGAAGAACAACAAUUGAGUGGGCUUUUGAAUCCUGAAAAAUUACCUACAUUGCCAGCAGAUCUUACUAAUACUCUUUGUACUUGUGCUCAAGAACAGUGGUGGUCUUACGCUUAUAAAGUAUAUUCCAUGGAUAAACAAAAACCACUCGACGAUGAUAUUGGAGAAUUGAGAUUAGAAUUACAAAGAGGCUUAGAAGUAAUUCGUUGCCUUGGAAAUCACGGAUUACAUCCUGUUCUUUUAGUUCACUUAGCGCGAAUAUUUCAUCAUAGAGCAGAGGUAUUGAAAGAAAUAGAUCAAGAAAAUAGUGAUAUACCAUAUUUAGAAGCACGAUCUGAAAUGUAUUGGUCAGCUGCAAUACCGCUCCUCGAAAGAUUACAAAAUAAUCAAACUAUUCGUAUAACUAAUUCUAAAUUUUUCAACUAUCAAGGGAAAGAUAUGAAUAAUGCAGAAUUAAUUAAAGCUUUAGAGGAAGGUAAAUUGCUUCUGGCUCAACAAUUUGUACGCAACAAGCAAUACGAGAAAGCUAUAGAUGCACUACAGGCACUAAAAUGUCCAGAAGCUUCAGUUCAACAAGGCCAAAUGUAUGAAAAGCUUGCAGAUGAGAUCGUCAGUUCUAUACCCAAGGAAAGUUUAACAUCUGAAAUGAGAUCGCAACAUAUAAUUAUGCUUUCAAAAGCAAGAGAAUGUUUUUAUCUAACAUUAGAUCGCUUGCGCAGUCCAAGUACAGAUCCAAAACAUCCUUUGAACUCGUUACUUUCCACAUACAUUACCAAUAUUGAAAACAAAUUGAAAAGAAUCGAUCCAGAUCUAUCACGAGGUGAUUUAAGUCGAAAUGAAUGCGAUGGAAUGUCAGAUGAAAGUUACUCUUCUGCUCAUAGUGUUCCUGAUCAAGCAGUUACAAAAAUAUCAACAUUAACGGGAUUAAAUCCUUCAGUUAACAUUUUGAGUACACCACAGAAAAACGUACAUCGCACACCAAAACAAUCUAGCACUCCUUACAAGGCAUAUCAAGAUAUAUUGGAUUUAUCUCGAAAUCGUUCUGAAGCACGUCCAAGUCCUGAACGCCUUGAUGCUCAAAUUCGUUCACUAAAUCAAAUGAUACAUGCAAAGGAUAGUAAGAUACAAUCAAUAUCAGAGCAAAAUAAAACUAUAUUAGAAUUGAAUAAAACAGUAAUGGAAAAAAUCGAAAAAUUAGCGAAAGAAGUAACAGAAUUACGAAAAGAAAUUCAGAAACAACGUACUCAAAUAGUCAAUGUUAAUUCCAAUCUGGAAGAAGAUUUGUGUAUUUUAAACGAAGAUGAUUACAAUGAUUUGAAUUACACUGCAAGUCAAUCAGGUACCGCGUCCUCGAUAUCCGGGAAUAUAUUCCAAUCUUCUCACAGACAUCCAUACUCUCAGUUGGUAUAUCCUUCAGCUACUUUUCAAGGAUAUUAUCCAACAGGAAUGUCAUUCAACGAUCCAAAUACGCAAGCUAUUCCUUCUUUAUAUCCACCAAAUGUUUAUUCAAUGCCGGUACUGUAUCCUAGUACAAGAUCAAAAAUGCCCGAAAAUAUUCUUCAACAAAGUUUAUUUAUACCACCGACAAAUCAAUCAUUGCAAAUUCCAAUGCAAAAGGUAGAAACAUCAAAGCCAGAGUCAACUAUAAAGGAUGCUCCUGUAAAUAAAAUUCCACCAGUUAAUGUUGCCAUUACCACUUCUGAUACACUUCCAACUACAGCACCAAUUGUCCAGCCAACACUUAGUGUAACAAUUCCUCCACAUUUCAGACAAGGUAGUUCUUCUACUCCAGUUACCACAGAACAAACUGUUCCACAUUGUUAUCAAAUUUCUAUGCCUUCCCAAGCUACUAUACCAACAACAGUAAACUUACCACCUUUGUCGAAUACUCUUACAACUAUUCCAGCAAAUCUUUCUGUAUCAGAGACACCAAAGCAAGAUACUACUAUUUGUUCAACUGGAUCUGCAAAUAGUUCAGAUCAUGAACACGAUCCAAUACCAGAUUUUAUUCCUGUGAUACCAUUACCUGCAGAAGUUAAAGUCACGACUGGAGAAGAGGGUCAAGAGACACUAUUUUGCGCAAGAGCUAAACUUUAUCGUUUCGUGGAUAAUGAAUGGAAAGAACGUGGUAUAGGUAAUGUUAAAUUACUUAAAAAUGAAGAAGGAAAAGUUCGUUUACUUAUGCGUAGGGAACAAGUAUUAAAAGUAUGUGCAAAUCAUUAUCUUGUGCCAGAUAUGGAAUUAACUGCUAAAUCAAAUAAUGAAAAAGCAUGGUUUUGGGUUGCACAUGAUUUUGCUGAUGGAGAGUUGAAAAUAGAAAAGUUUUGUAUUAAAUUUAAAACCGUUGAAGAAGGUAUUUCCUUUAAAGAACAUUUUGAUAAAGCUAAAGCAAGUCUUACUUCUGAGAAAGUAAUUGAAAAUAUUGAUAAACCAUCAACUAAAAUCAGUACAUUAAGUGGUUCUAAAAAAUCAGAGAAAACAAAAUCAGACUUAAAAGCUGUAGAACAAACACCAUUUAUUUCUGGGCAAACUGUUCAAAAACAAUCUACAGAUGUGACUAUAACUACAGAAAGCAUUACAUCAGAGAAAUUAAAAUCUAAUGCACCUACAACGGUUAUUGGUGGAUUUUCAUUUACAUCAACACCAAUUAUUCAAAAACCAAUGAUUACUGAACCUGCGAAAGUUCCUACUAAAUCAGAAGUUAGUCCAUUUGCUGGUUUUACGUUUAACAAGACUGUAACAAGUGCUGAAAGUUUUACAACUUCAUCGCAAAAAAGCAUGACCUCUGGCACAAUAGCUACACCACAGUUUACUUUUCCAUUUACAAAACCAACUACACCUUUACAAUCAGGAGCUACAACAGUACCAACUGUUAGUAUUCAUAACACACCAAUUUCGUCUUCACAACCAAUUAGUACUGCUGUUACAAGCGAAAGUACUUCUGUUAGUACUUCUCAAUUUUCACUCAGAAGACCUCAUGCUUCUACUCUUGGAAAUUCAACUAUUCCAACAUUUAUUGUGGGCAUUCAAGAUGCAGACAAAUCUGGUAUGCAAUUUGAAUGUGAAGAAGCGUUAUUCAAUGAGAAAGUUAAUCUUCAGUACUAUAACAAUGACGUUAAACAAUGGGAAAACAGAGGUACUGGGCAGAUAAAGAUUUUAUGGAAUUCCAAAACAAAUAAAAUUCGUUUAUUAAUGAUAGACGAAACAAAUAUGAAAGUUUGUUAUAAUUACAAUGUUCUUGCUAAAUUUCCAUUUACAGUCAAAAGUAAUAGUAAUACAGUUGUCAAUUGGAAUAUACAAUAUGGUUCAGAUAACAAAAUCGGAAUGUUUGCAGCAAGAUUUAAAACGUCUAAUCAAGCUUCUCAAUUUUGUAAUACAAUUACUAGUAAUCAGCAAAAAAUGAUAAAAGAUUGUAUAACUGCUGAAAAUUUGAAAAAAUCAGAGACUCUUCAAAAUACACAACCAAAUAAAAUACAGAAUUCUUUGUCUGAAAUGUUUAAACCACCACCUGGUUCGUGGGAAUGCAAUGCUUGCUAUACAAGAAACACCGCAUCGGAUGCAAAAUGUUUAGCUUGCGAAGCGCCAAGUCCUUCUAUGUCUAAUAAGUCAAGUAUUUCAAGUACUAUUACAUCAAAUCAAAAACUUCAUUCACAAAUGUUUAAACCGCCUGCUGGUUCAUGGAAAUGUAAAUCUUGCGACAUAGUUAACGCAGCAGAAAGUAAUUAUUGCGUCGCUUGCGAUACACCAAAAGAUCCAUCUCUUCCACCCAAACCAAAAACUGAUGGUUUUCAAAUAAAUACAAGUUCUUCUGGAGUUACACCUACAUUUACCUUUGGUAUUCCACAAGACAGUACUAAAAAAAGUACAAGUGGAUUUUCAUUUCGUUUAUCUAGUACUAGUGAUGUUUCCAUAGAUAAAUCUACAUCUUCAAAAUCUGAUGAAAAAAUGGAUACGUCAAAUGCAAAAUUUGUUUUUGGAAUGCAACAAAAAUCGAACACUCCAACGAGCAAGGAUUCUACAUUCAUUUUUGGAACACCAGGAAAACCGUUUGGGUUUAAUUUUGUGUCCAAAUCAUCUCCGACAAAAUCUGGUGGUGAAGAAAAUAGUGAAGAGGAAGUAGCGGAAAGUGAUGACAUUCAUUUUUCACCUAUAAUUCCAUUGCCAGAUAAAAUUGAAGUUAAAACAGGAGAAGAGGAAGAAGAAGUUCUUUAUAGUCACAGAGCAAAGUUGUUUAGAUACGAUAAAUCGGAAAAUGAAUGGAAAGAACGUGGUUUAGGUGACAUAAAAUUAUUACGGCAUAAGGAAACAGGUAAAUUGAGGCUAGUAAUGAGACGCGAACAAAUAUUAAAGUUGUGUCUGAAUCAUUUUGUGCUUCCAAAUUUGGAAUUGAAGCCAAAGGAUGAGAAAACAUGGAUGUGGAAUGCUGCUGAUUAUAGUGAAGGAGAAAUUGAACCCACUCUUUUUGCAUGUCGUUUUAAAACAUCUGACAUCGCAAAUAAUUUUAAAGAUGUAAUUGACAAAUCAAGGAUAAAGCUUCCAUCCAUUGAAAAAACUACUGAAACAAAAGUAGAAGCAAUUACCGAAGUUUCUUUUGCGCAAGAUAUUGAAAUUCUGUAUGAAAUGAAAGUAACACCCGAAGAAAAACAAGCUGCACUAAAGUUUCAGCUUCCAGAAAAUUUCUACGCGUACAAACAAAAACCAGAUUGUCCUGGAUGUAGAGGUUGUAAAGGAGAUUCAGAUGCAUCAUUACUUCCAGAUGAAAAUCUUGAAAAAGCAAUAUCAACAUCAAAAACAUUUACAGAGGAUCAAAAAUCUCUGAUUACUACAUCUGGGACACAGUUACUUUCAAACACUAAUAAUUCAAGCAAUACAUCUAACGAAAUUACAACUGUUCAAACACCUGUUUCAACUACUAGUACAACUGCUUCUUCUCUUUUCAAAUCUGGACUAUAUGGUACAACCAUACCACAAUUUACAACAAAUUCUCUAUCUACAACAACUACAUCAAGUAUACCAUUUGGAAAUAUUGAUACUACUACAUCAAAUGAUAAGAAAACUGGUUUUUCUUUUGUAAUGCCUCAAACUACGUCCAGUACAAAUGAGAUACAAAAAUCUGCAGCCGAUAAACAAAAUACAUUAAUACCUGAGAAUUUGAAAAUCUGCAGUCCCACUAAUUCUCAAGGGCAAAUAGAAUCAACUACAUCUUUUUCAUUUAUGACACCAUCAAUAACCUCUACAUCUAUAUUUGGAAUGGCAAAAUUAGAUAAUACAGGAAAAAAUAUUUUUGGUGGAAUGUUGAAGAAAGAUUCUUCUGGGUUACUCAAGCCCAGUUCCAUCAAUGUCAGUACAAAUAAUUCUGAAUCAGUAUUUUCAACUAAUUUCAACACUCAACCAAAAACAACUACAAAUACUACAAUGGCAUUUGGUGCUACUCCUAUUUUCGGAACUUCUGGAUUAAAAAGUUCUGAAAGCACAACAACCACAGGUUCAACAUCAUUUGAUGCAUCUGCUAAAUCUACUAAUUCAGUAUUUCCUAAUGCAUCUGCAUCAUUUUCAUCUAAUUUAUUCUCUGGUUCACGUACAAAUACAUCAUCUUUUACAAUUUCAAAUCCUGUAACAACUAAUGCUUUUGAAACAAUAACACCAACAACAAGCGAAACACAAAAGGAAGGUGAGAUUUUCUUUCCAACAACAGAGAUAUCAUUUUCAAUUUUAGCAGCCAAAAGUUCCCAAUCUACAUUUAAAACAGAUCCAAAUUUUUCUUUUGCUGGUGCUGGGUCAGCUGUAUUUGGUUCAAAAUCAAAAUCUGUACAAAAAAAGAAAGAAGUUGCAGUAGAAAAAAAAGAUGAAAACGAAGAGGAGGAAGAUGAUCAAACCGAAAAUGAUCAAGAACAUGAUCCUCAUUUUGAGCCUAUUGUACCUCUACCCGAUAUUAUUGAAGUACAUACAGGAGAAGAAGAAGAAGAAAAAGUAUUUUGCGAAAAAGCAAAAUUAUACAGAUACGAUAAGGAUGUGUGUGAAUGGAAAGAAAGAGGAAUUGGAGAGAUGAAAAUUUUACAUCAUGCAAAAUAUGGCCGAUACAGAUUACUGUUACGUCGAGAUCAAGUUUAUAAAGUAGUAUGCAACCUGUUACUUACUCCAGACAUUACCUUUAAUAAAAUGACUUCGACGGAUCGUGCUUGGGUCUGGGCAGGCAUGAAUUAUGCUGAAGAACAACCAUGUAUAGAACAACUAGCAGUUAAAUUUAAAACUCUAGAACUGGCAAAAAAUUUCAAGGAUACAGUUGAUAAAAUCCAACAAUCGCUAAGCGAAAGCCGAGAAAAAAAUGUAGAAGAUGGUCCAGUAAUGGAAGAACCGGAAGAUGGGGAAAAUGAGGUAAAUGAAGAAGAAGGCGAAAUAGGCGAAGUUGAGAUAGAUGAAGUAGAGGAUGAAGAAGAGGAAGAUGAUGAUGAUGAUGACGAUGACGAUGAUGAUGACGACGACGACGACGAUGAUGAUGAUGAUGAUGACGACGACGAUGAUGAUGAUGAUGAUGAUCAAGCUUCCAUAACUUUUGAAAAAAGGGCUACUCUGUUUACUAGAUCAAGUAAAGAAAGUCAAUGGAAACUUGUAGCUCUAGGAAAUUUAAUUAUUUAUUAUGAUUCUAAUAUUUUUGGUGAAAAAAUAAUAUUAAAAGCAGAUAAAACAGAUGAAGUUGUAAGCAACACGAUUAUUAGUAUGAACACAAAAAUGGAGAUAAAUGGAAAAGAAUGCGUUUGGACAGCAAUUGAUUAUGCCUUGACACCACCGAAAAAACGCACUUUACGUGCCACUUUUUCAUCAGUUCAUGUCGCACAGGAAAUGUACAAACAUUUUCAAGAAGGAGUAGAAUACGCAUAUCAAGCAGACAUCAGUGAACCAUUUUAUGAAGAAUAAAAUAAAAUGAUUCCUCAUAUUUCUCACAAUAAAGUAUUGUAUCUCUUGUAAACAAACCAUUUAAUUUUAAUUAAAUUUCAAUUCAUAGAAUAAGUAGUUCUCAAUUUCAUCCGUUUUUGUGGGUGUAAUUGUAUAAUAAAUAAUUGUACAAAUUAUUUAGAAAUUUAUGGAAAUAAGUAAAUUUUUGUCAAUUUCUAUGCGUUCCACUCGUAAAAAAAGAUAUAUAUGCAAAGAUGGAUCAAAAAAUACUUGAUUAAAAAUUACGUAUUAGUUGUAAGUUCGAAUUUAACAUGUGAUAUUUAAGAAACUUGAUAUUUAUAAAAGUAUUUAUUACAAUAAAAAUGCAUGCAUGUUUCAAGCCAUUAUAUUCCUUUGAAUAACCUAAAAACAAAGUUUCAUUCGUAAUAAUGAUUAAUUGCUAACAAAAUCAUUUGCAAGGUUAUCAUCCAUUUUCUGUUGUUUAUGCCUAUUACAUACACACAUAUAUAGUACACAGUACAGUGUAUAUAUGUACAAAGAUGCAAUAGUAUGUAAGUAUUUAAAAUACUGGACACUGUACGAUUCGCUCCUGCCUGAAUAUUUUGAUACAUAGUUUAUUAUAGUAAUAUCUAUUAUUACAAUGUCUCUUGCAACGAAAGGAAUUUUUAUUGUAGCUGCAAAACGUACUCCAUUUGGUACAAUGGGUGGUGUAUUUGCCAAUAAAAGUGCAACUGAUUUAUCAGUUGUUGCUGCAAAAUCUGCUUUGCAAUCUGCAAAGUUAAAUCCUGAUAAAAUAGAUAGUAUUGUUUUUGGACACGUAUUAGCUCUAUCAUCUGCUGAUGGAGGUUUUUUAGCACGUCAUGUCGCAUUGAAGUCAGGUAUACCUUUAGAAAAACCAGCAUUUUCUGUAAAUAGAUUAUGUGGUUCUGGAUUUCAGUCAAUUGUUAAUGGUGCACAGAGUAUCUUAACAGGAGAAUCUAAAAUAGUUUUAACAGGAGGAACAGAAAAUAUGAGUCAAGUUCCCUUUGUUGUAAGAAAUAUUCGUUUUGGUACAACUUUAGGCCAGAAGUAUGAAUUUGAAGAUGCUUUAUGGCUUGGAUUACUUGAUACUUACUGCAAUAUACCUAUGGGUGGAACUGCAGAGAAGCUUGGAUCUCAAUAUAAUUUAAAAAGACAAGAAGUAGAUGAAUUUGCUCUAAGAAGUCAACAAUUAUGGAAAGCUGCCAAUGAUGCUGGUCGUUUUAAAGAGGAACUUGCACCUGUUACAGUAACUGUAAAAAAGCAAGAUGUUGUUAUUAAUACAGAUGAACAUCCAAGGCCUCAAACAACUCCUGAAAGUUUAGCUAAAUUACCUUCUAUUUUUAAGAAAGAUGGUUUAGUUACAGCAGGAUCCGCAUCUGGCAUUUGCGAUGGUGCAGCGGCACUUAUCUUAGCUAGCGAAAAAGCUGUUAAGGCUGAACAACUUACGCCAUUAGCACGUUUAGUAGGAUAUAGUGUUGUAGGUGUAGAACCCAGUAUUAUGGGAAUUGGUCCAGCUCCAGCUAUCAGACAACUUCUUAAAGUUACGAAUAAAAAUAUGAAUGAUAUUGAACUUGUCGAGAUUAAUGAAGCAUUUGGAGCUCAAACAUUAGCAUGUGCUAAAGAGUUAGAUUUAGAUAUUAAUAAAUUAAAUGUAGAUGGUGGGGCUAUUGCUCUUGGACAUCCAUUGGCUGCAUCUGGUAGUAGAAUUACUACACAUUUAAUACAUGAAUUAAGGAGACGAAAAAAUGCAAAAUUAGGAAUUGGUUCUGCUUGCAUUGGUGGAGGUCAAGGGAUAGCUGUGAUGAUAGAAGCAUUAUAAUCAUAUCAUUACAGAAGUUCUAAGCUUACAAAAUUGUGAUAUAAAGUACGUAUUAUAACAAAUAUUGAAACAUACAUGUAUUAUAAAAUGUAUGUUUAUAUGUUUAUUUUUUAUAUUUUAUAUAUAAUAUUGUUUUAUAUUUUAUACAUAUAAUAAUGUAAAGACAUUGAAAAAUUUAUAUUUUUAUAUAUUAAUAUUGAUAUACUAUACUUAUAUUUUAUAUAUUUUAUAUAUUAAUAUUAUAUACUAUACUUAUAUUUAGAUUUUUAUAUUUGAAAUUCUAUUAAACUCAUUAAUGUUUAAUAAAUUUUAAAUAAAUAUUUUUAAUAUUUUUCUACUGCAAAUUUAUAAUCAUUAAUAACUUUAAGUAUCUGUAGAAGUUUUUAGAACGGUAAAAAUAGAAUAUGACAUACGUAGAAUCUAAAAAUCACAUUAAUAAAUGUAUAAAUAAAUAAGAAAAAUCAACAUAAUGAAAAUAGACAUUAAUAUAUACAGGAUGUUUAUAAUACAUGUCCGUAUUUUAAGUAAUGAAUUUAUACAUUGAAAUCCGUAAAAAAAUGUCAUAUGAUAAUAUAUCAUAAAUAUAUCCUAUAUAGGUGUGUGCGUGCGCGCGCGCGCGCGUGUGU
This is a messenger RNA of Heterotrigona itama, 10997 nucleotides long. NCBI's taxonomy places the organism in Eukaryota, Metazoa, Arthropoda, Insecta, Hymenoptera, Apidae. The record is from the annotation of a GenBank genome assembly.